CACUUUCAUUCUUGUUUUGUGCUUCACCCAGAAGAUUUGGUUAGCUGUCUUAUUUACGAGAUGUAAUUUUUGUUGUUGUUGUUUUGGAGGUGAGGGUGUGGUGUGGUGGGGGGUAUCCAAGGGUCUGAGUAGCAUCACUGCCACCUAGUUAAUUUCUAACCUUCUGAUGGACCACUUGCAAAAGAAACAAAAUCAAUCAUAAUUUCCUGUUUAUUUUAUUUUUUUAAGAAAUGGCAGCAUACUAUAUCUACAGUGCUAAUCUUCUCGUCUAAAUAGUAAAAAAAAGUAAAAAUUUAAAAAUGUAAAAGCAUGUAUCUACAUUAUAGUAGCCUACAUUUAUCUACAUAACCAAACAAAUUUAAUUUUUGAAGGAAAAAUCCCUGAAGCCAAUCAAGAUGUUCCCAAGACUUCCCAGAUCUCAAUGUAGAAGUGACAUUUUGUUUUGAAGUAAUAUUUCAGGACACAAUGUGCAAAAACUAAGUGACACAAGGACUCACUCCAGUGAGCCGUGGUGUUCUUCUAACAUUUCCGUGCUGCCCGGUCUGUCAGUUAUUUUUACCCAGCCAGCUCAACUACUGAUCGCACUGCCACGAAAGCUCAACAACCUGUACGUCAACGUCAACGCUAGCUACCUAUAGCUCGACUCGGUCGCUGCUGAACAUCCUCAUCUUUCGCGUUUUUUCUCGGUCGUGACUAGGCCGAAACGGCUGACUGACUGCUGGCUGCGUGGCUUCAUCUCAGCCCCGAGCAUCUGCAGCUGCGUGGUUCCCACGGUCAGCCACGCAAACGCUGGAGCCCUUUAGGUUUGCGUUCACUGAUCAACACCACAGUAGUGAUGAUGUUCCAACUCACCAGCAGCGGCGUUUGACUGCAAUGACCGGAGGACACUGUGGAUGUUUAGCUGUAGAUAAUGCGAAGAAUUCACUCACCCGUACGGAGGCGUAUGAUGACAAUGUCACCCGGUGACCGUGAGGACUCGAACAAGGUGGUGUUUGUCCAAAGCGGUCACCCAGGUCGAGUGUACGUUUCCUCCAACUGCUGCCUCUCUGUAGCGAGCAGCGGCGCCUCAGUAUGAUCCUUCCACACUGCAAUGGUGCUGCCGAACCACAGAGCGACCCGAUUGGCCAGAUGGAGCGGAACUCAGUGAACACGUCUGUGGCUAUGGCUUAUCCAGACCACCAGUAUCUCCUGGUAAUCAAUCAGAUAGCAGAAUCUUUGGACAGUAGUGAACGCAGGAGAGUCUUCUAUUUGUGUGAAAGCCCCGACGCUGAUGACAGCAUGCCCUGUGUGAAAGAGACACUGACAUCCAAAGUUAUGUGCUAUGAGAGUGGCUACCUCUUCCUAGAGGAACUCCUGUUAGAACUCAAACGUUUUGACAUCCUGAAGAAGGUGUGUGGACUCAGUCGAGAAGAGGUGGCGAUGACUCUUGAAGGCAGUCAGGUUCUUCCAAGGUUCAGAGUACUGAUGGAUUGUCUAAGUGAGGAUAUGGCCAGUGAAGACCUCAGCACCAUGAAGUUUCUAAUGAGUCGUACAAUACCUGGGGAGAAGAUGGAAAAGGCGAAGACUUUUUUGGAUUUGGCUGUUGAGCUUGAGAAGCAGGAUUUGGUUUCACCUGAGAGAGUUGACCUAUUAGAGGAGUGUUUAAAAAAUGCUGGCAGAGUUGACCUUGCCAGGAAAGUGGCUGCGUACAAGACAUCAGUCACAACACCUGGUCAUAGUUCUCCUCAGCAGGCAAGGUGCCGAGCCCCUUUUCCUCUUUCUACCCCUACUAUUUCCCCUCUCCUACGCCAAAGGGGACAAGAGCAGCUACUUCAUAACGUUACAAGAAACCCACCAUCACGUGUACUCAGAGGGGCCAGCUGUCAGGUGAGAUAUGCACUCGUCGUGUGUUGCUACAGAAAUGUACAGCACUAUAACAGAUCUCUUUAUUUGGAAUUUCAGCGUCAACAGGAUCAGUACAGUUUCAGUAGUAAUCCUCGAGGUGUUUGUGUUAUCGUAGACUGUGUGGGAAAGGAUGGAGACAUGUUGGAACAAACAUUCAAGACCCUUCGUUUUAACGUGAUCCUCUAUAAGUGGCUGAAUGCAGAAGAAAUCUUUUCAACUCUCAGAGACAUAUCAAAACAAAGAGAGAAUCUCAAAGGUGACGGCCUGGUCUGCUGCAUCAUUAGCCGUGCCUCAGAAAAGCGUCUCUUGGGGGUAGACUUGUGCACCAGUCUACAUUUAAACAGAAUCAGACAUCUUUUCACUGCGGAUGCAUGCCCCCUGCUGGCUGGGAAGCCCAAACUGUUCUUCAUCAAGACCUACAACGUCGCUGUGUUCCAACCCCGCACCAGGACUGAGUAUAGGGACGAAGAUCUACAAACGGAUGGAUGUAAUGGGCCGUUGAGGUAUGAAUGCAUACCCACUGAAGCAGACGUGUUCUGGAGCCACUGUUGGACGGAUGAGUAUCAACUUCAGGAUGAACGCCAUUGCUCCAUUUACCUGAAGGCUCUGACCGAUGCCUUGCUCAAAGGUCAAAAGUGGAAAACAAAACUCCUUGAUAUUCAUACUGAGGUAAAUGGAGCCAUCUUUGAACACAACAAGAGGAAUCCUGCGGAAAGCUACAGUAUAGAUUUAAAACAUACUCUGAGGAAAGACCUCUACUUUUAAAGAGUCAGCUGACCAUCUGACUUUCUCCACGAGGGCGAGUCACUUUGCCUACAGGGACACCUAGUGGUUUGAUUUAAAUGUGUAUUUAAUAUAUUCACCAGAUGUAAAUUAUCUACUACUAUCUUGUAACUUAUAUACUGUACUCAAAUAUGCGUGAAGAUACAUUAGUGUUCAAUGCAGCACAAAGCAGAAAGGAAUAUUGAAGUAAUAGACAUGAAUGGUUUAUUUAAUCCCAACUGAUAAUAUUUAAUCAUGUCUAACAUUUGUUUUAUUUUUCUGUAUUACAUGUUUUAUUAUUAUUCAGUGCAGCUAAACUAAAAUGAGGAAAUAUUUGUAACCUUUGUAUGGUACACACUACAGUACACUUUUAAAAUAUUUUACAUCCGUUUUUUUUACAUUUGUUUUUAUACUUUUGCUAAGUUUAAUGUAUGGACUAAAAGCAAUGUAUAUUUCUUUUUAAAUAAAUGUCUUUAUUGCAAAAAGA
This is a messenger RNA of Cynoglossus semilaevis (tongue sole), 3133 nucleotides long. RefSeq names its product CASP8 and FADD-like apoptosis regulator. Gene Ontology annotation, biological process: proteolysis; regulation of apoptotic process. The record is from RefSeq and is a predicted model, not a curated record. The coding region runs from base 1072 to 2649 and encodes 525 amino acids. Gene Ontology annotation, molecular function: protein binding; cysteine-type endopeptidase activity. Lineage: Eukaryota; Metazoa; Chordata; Actinopteri; Pleuronectiformes; Cynoglossidae. The transcript has 10 exons.